Porites lobata is the source of this 22262-nucleotide messenger RNA. Lineage: Eukaryota; Metazoa; Cnidaria; Anthozoa; Scleractinia; Poritidae. The record is from the annotation of a GenBank genome assembly.
CCAACAUGGCCAAUCCUUCGCCUGUCGACAGUUUUUUCGCGACGUUUACCGGCCUGAAAACAAUUCUCUAUCGAAAUAUAUCUCUGUUAACUGUUAUAAUAUUUCCUCUAGCAUAUCAAAUGAUCAUUGUAGAUUUUCUUAGCCAAGAACACAAGAGUGGAGCUUGUAACAAUACAGGUAAGCAGUUUCAAAUGUCUAUUUAAUUUUGCAUCCUUUUUUAUAUCUUCAUGAUCGCCUUUUUAUGGUUGAGAACCCCAAAGUCACUGAUAGCCCGUAAUUAGGUAAUUUUAUGAUAAAUGGCAGGGCGAUUUGGAUUUUCCUUUAUAUUCCCAAGGUGAGGAUUUGAUCUACAACCUUAUGACGUUUAUUAUUCACAGUGUGGUCAUAAUAUUCAAAACAUUGAAUUUGUCUUGUCGGCAGGUGUCCUGCUCUUGGGCUUAAGGAGUUUAUAGAAUUGUAUUCGCUGGCUACAAUGUAUAUAAUGUUAUAUUUCUUGCACAGAAAACUGUCUAAUGGCGAUGGGAACCAAAGACCCGAAAAAAAAUAGUAGUGGAAUCGGAGGAGGAACUAAGGUAUAAUUAAAUGUGAUAAUAUAUUAGAUGGCGAUUUUUAUUUUUUAUUUUGUUAUUUUUACUUUCUUAUUUUUUCAUGUUAAGUCGAUCGUUGUGAGGGCUAUUUUGUUUCAGGGCUCAUUUGUGUGUUAUUGUUCUCAGAUAUAAAAGCGUGUACCACUUUUUGGGUCGAAACGGGGCGGACAAUUCUUCUGUAAUUUGUAAACAGUUUAUUCACCGUCCUUUGUUCCAUUGUCUCUUGUGCGAUUUCUUUGUCGUCUGUGACCCAAAAAUAUUACAAAACUAUUUGCAUAUUAUAAUGUAGAAACCAAUUUAAAUUGAUAUUGUAAAAUUUUAACGAAAAUGUUAUGUUAGAAAAUUACGUGAGCUGAUACAAAAAUAGUUGCAUACCCUUGGACAUCGAGUGACAGCGGUUGUCAAAUAAAAACACGCGACUACUUUCACUCACGGUCAAAGUUGUAUGGUCGACGUCAAUGGUUAAAAUAAGAGUCGCUUAAACUAUUUCAGUUCGCCUUCAGGAUUUCGACACCGUAGGGCAAACAAAUGUGGGCAAUCUCAGGCUCGAAUAAAACUUAAAUAAACGUGUUUUGUGCACCUACAAAUAUAUUUGUUAAUAAUACAGAAAUCUUAAUCACCUGCACGUGACUGUCACAAGGGUUAAUACAAAACCUAAUGUCUACCGUGACAAGUGAUGUUAAAAAUGUUUAAACUUGUCUUAUCACACCAUUGCUGUCCGUAUUCUUAAGCUCCAAACCAUUUACAAUUUUCCAUCACUGCUGUUAAAAGUGUGCUCCUGGUUGUUCAUGUUUUGCUUAUUACACCAAUUUGUCUUUUCGACCUUCUCGUUGCCGUCGCCGUCGUAGUCGCUAAAGCUCCCUAGUGAUGAUGACGAUGAUGAUGAUGACGAUAACAAUGACGGCGAUGAUGAAGACGAUGAUGAUGAUGGUGUAGCCUGUUCCAGGCUCCGAGAUAGUGGUGAAAAGUCGUUCAGUAAAAAGAAAUGCGAAAAACGCGCGGGGGCUGGGGAGAGACCGGGCUCUCUCCCAUUUUUAGCUAUUUUUCUGGCCGCCACCACCCCCUUUCCCAAGCAGCGCGCGUCUUAUUUUCGCCCUGGCACAGGCUAAUGAUGGUGAUGUUGAUGAUCUCUUUUUCAGACCAGUCCCCUUUUCAAUACGAGGCAUGUGUUAGAAAUGUCAAAUUACAUAGGAAUGAUGAUGGGCUCCAUAAUAUUGUGUCUAGUGGCGGACGCUAUUGGUAGACUGAAGACUCUGUUUGCAUGUCUUCUCAUUGCUUUUAUUGGAGGUCUGUCCAGCGCAUUUGCUUUCGAUAGCCUGGUAAAUUUCGCCAUCCUACGUGGAGUUGUUGGAUUUGCAGCAGGUAUGUCGCUCACCUGUUUAGCAUUUUUAAACAUUACCGUGAGCUCCGGGAUGUAAUUUAUGCUCACUGUAGAAAUCGAAGGUUUUGUAAUGAUCUUACCAUUUAAACGGAUAACGAAGAUGACGUUUUAGGCCAUGUUUGCACUAUGCCAUAUAGCUUUUGCGCCGGCGCGAAAAUCAUACCGGAUAGGGCUUCUGUUCACACAUAAGAGCGGUGAUUUCGGCGCGAUUUCUGUAACGAAGCGAAGCUGCGCCGCGCCUAUCGUUGGAGCGUCACAUCUCGGAUAGGCUGCCACACUUUGGUGUAGUGCGAACAGGUAUUUGGACCGUAGCAGCAGUAAAUAAAUAAGAAAGGGGAAUGCAACCCACUGACACGGAAAUAUUCUGGAAUGAGGAUUGGGAUUUAGUUCACCAAACCCUCCUGGCCAACCGCUCCGGCAGGAUGUUCGAUGUGUGGGAACGACUUGUUCCAGUUAUAUGCCUUAGGUGUUUACACUAUACCGGAUAGGUUCCCCCCCGGGGGGGGGGGGUACUUCCUAGUAAUAGGCUAAUGGGUAUGUGCCGUUGGAUGGAGUCGCAUUUUCACGACUGAAUUGACUAUUAUUAGGAUUGCAUAUUUGUAAGAGUUACUAGAAGAGGGUCCUCAAUGGGGUGGUGGCUUUUACGGUUAUCGGCUAAAUUUUUGGCUCUUUUACGGCUAUCGGUUAAUUUUUUCCAGUUACGGUUAACGAGAAAGUUAAAAAUUAACUUCUUUUGUUUUAAAUUAGUUAAAUAUUAAUUAACCCGUACUUUUUUUGUAUCUAAAUCCAAAUAAAGGUCUUCGGAUCAUCUCGGAAUGAAAUUCUUUUGAAAAAUUUUAACAUUUGAUAGAUCAAACUUUUUAUAAAGUAUUCCACUUCUAAUAUUAUUUUACACAUAGAAAUGUCAAUAGUCAAUUUAAAAAAAAUCUUUGUGAAAAAGCAAAAGCAGACACGCAAACGCCCAACUCAAGGGCGGGGCGCGACAUUCAUCAUAACAGAAAUGGCCGUUUUCACACUAGAGAAGGAUUAUUCGUGUGAGACGGGUUAUCCGUUUGAUGAUUCGCGUCAGAUAGGCAAUACGUCUUAAUUUGAAAAUGGAAUAGUUUUAAUUUUGAAUGAACAAUCCGCCUGACUUUUGAAGACGGGAUUAUCCGUUACAGAUAGCCUGUGUACAGCCGCCCCCUCCCCCCAGGAAAAAUCGGAGAAGGGGUGUCUGUGGGGAGGGCGCGAUUGUACACAGGCUAGUCUCAUACGGAUGAUCGAUUUCUAGCUCUAGUGUGAAAAUGGCCAAUAACAAAAUCCUGUGUCCGAUGUUUUUAAUGAUAGCGAAGGACUGUACGGAACGACUGUCUGCCGUUGCCUUGUCCGUAGGCUGCAUUAUUCCGCGCGGCUAAUGCGUUUCGGGUCACGUGGUCCGAGCGAGUUCUCCACCGAAAUGCCUUGACCGAGAUUGCGUGGGAAGACGCCGUACAGGGCCUAGGCAUAAUGUCUACCGUAGCGUCAGAGAAAAACAAGGAAAUGUUGUUUAUCGGCAACGUGUUUUACAAACAGUGACAUCUCUGCGUGUUGUUUCACUAGUGUUUCGAGAGCACGACCUCCAGAAAAUUUCAAAUUUUAAUCCCCAGCAAGAAGCCACACUUUCGCUAUAGAAAAAAUUAGUUCCCCGAGAGAGCGCCGGAAAAGGAGCCUAAGUCUUGGUUAACAUCUAAAAUGCGCUUCGCCUAACGUGCGUACGGAGUCACACCGUAGUCGGGAAAUAAAAAACGCAACCAUAAGUGAGUUUAGCACCUUCCUGAAAAGAAGCAAAUCUAGGUAACAAUUUCCUUUAUGGUUAACUCUUUUUUACCCUAUUUACGGCUAACGGUUAAAAUUUUUCAAUUUUUACGGCUAUCGACUAAAUUUUUGGCCGUUUUACGCCUAUCGGUUAACCCCAUUGAGACCCUCCUAGAAUGGGGUCGCACAUUUCAGGAUUUUUGGGGUCAGAAAUUCAGGUAUGUAAGGAUUUCGAAGUAGAAAGAAUUACACAUAAUUAAGUUUAACAAAUGUGUCACUUCACUUCAGGAUGACCAAGUUAAAAGACUUUAUAAGGUAGUUGCAUAAACAGAAAGUGACUAAGUUGGGAUUACGAAAAUUACUUUUUUCCCAAAGUGACUAAGAUGGAGUCUAUAAUAUGACCACAGAAUAGACUAUAAUGGGGUAGGGGUUCUGAGAGGCCAGCGGCACAUACCCAGCAAAAAUGAACCCAAGUAAUCCCCCUGGGAGGUUUUCUUUCGUGUCGGCACGAAAUGCUAUCCAGUAACAGUGGUGGAUCAUACGGGGGCGGUUAUCCAGACCCUUAGAUAAGGGGGUGGCCCGGUCUCAAAAAAAAAUUUUUUCGACCCUUCGGGCCUCAGUUUGGUCUAAAAAUAAGCGGGGGUCCCUCCCUUGGAUCCGCCACUGGGUAUAGUGUGAAUAUAGCUUUAUUUUCCUUGUCACCUCCUCACCUGUCAUUUCUGCGUGGUCAUCCGAGCCACAAUCCAUUGGCAGAUGAAAAGUAGCUGAAGUAGUGCUUUCGUUCAAAGUUCUCUGCGUUGUAAGUCCGCCGGCUUUAGGGAAUCGAACUGCGGCCUCCCGCUAUGCAGAGGUUUACCAACUAAGCUAACUCUUGUCGAACCAACUGGGUUUUUUUUGUUUGUUUUGCUGUUUUUACUUGUUUGACUUUACGUAUACUAAACAAAUCCUGCGAAAGCAGCUAGAAGAGUACUACCACACAAAGGAAAAAACGAACAUCAUCGAAAAUUACCAAAAAAGGGAAAAAAUUGAUUGAGGUGUAUAUUAGAAUAACUAACUCAAUUAUUUUGUGUUUUCUUUUCUGAAAAAGGAGGUGCCUUUCCAGUCUUGUUUAUCCUGGCGGCUGAGUACGUUAGUCCAAAGGCACGAGCUAUUGUUUUAUCUAUUUUGUGGGCAGCCACCACCCUCGCUAUAAUGUCGUUAGCUGGCGUUGGCUACAUUGUUGCGAAUCGUCGAAAUUUAAUGCUGAGCAUGACACUUCCAAUCUUACUUGGUAUUUUGCUAUUGAAGUGAGUAAUUCUACAAUCCAGCUCCAUACACACGUCUUCUAUCUCCACUUUUCUUUUAGUUUCAUAUUCAGAUUCAGAUUCGGAUUUUUUUAAACGUUAUUAUACAACUAUUAUUGUGUUCUCGAAUAACGUGGAACUUUUAUUCUCCCCAGGAUUCUUCCCGAGUCGCCUCGAUGGGUCCUUCUUCACUCAGCCUCAAGUAGAUGUACGAGUGAAGCGCAAGGUCUGUUAGAGAGAGCUGUGACUGAGGAUCAGAGGCAAACUUCUAAAUACCGAGAUUUUUUGUCCUUGUGGGAAAAGUUCUACUUGCCACCUAAAUCAGGCGGAACGGGCUGUUUCACUUUUCUUCGUCUUAAGGAACCUCGGAAAACAACCAUUGUUCUGGGGUUUGCUUGGUGAGUUAGGGAGCGUCAGUUUUGUACAGAUACGUUUACAGUUUACAGUAGAUUUUACUAAGCACUCACUAGGUGGGUGGGAAUGUUCUGAUAAACAUUCCAUGUAAUCAACCACGUCUUGGUGAACCGUCGUUGCAUAGAUGUUUUGCUUGUAGUUUGCUGGAUGUAUAUGGUGCACGCUCUAACUAUGUCGACCAGGUUCAUGUGAACAAGUCUGACAGGUUGUGUUGUAACUGAUAGUAAUGAGUUGUAUUUCAGUUCGCUACAACCAGCUGCAACAUGGCUUGAGGCACUGUAACUUGUUAGGCCCCCAAAAGGUGUUUAUCAGCUGUUAAUCAGACGUUCCAUGUUUCCUCCCCAUCUCUAGGCUCGAUUUCCGCUGUCCUGUUGGUCCUCCCCGAGAAUAGACAGGGGAGGGAGAGUGCGGGCUCAUUUCCCAAACAUCGGCUGGUAAUCGAGCCUAGCCCAUCUCCCCUUUUAUCAAAGUUGCAAGGAUCCAAGAAAUGCAAUGAUAACUUAAAACGGGGGAAGGGGUAGAGAAUCCCUUGUAUUUCCUCUGAGGGCAUGGAGCGAAAAAGUGUUCUUUUUUGGCAGGACUGUCUCAUCCAUUUGACCCUGGUAGUAGCUGUCCUUUCGUUAUCCACUGGGAAAUUUAACACGGUUACCAGCCUAUCACCGGUGUUCGUUUGGGAGAGAUUUCCGCCCCCCUGGGGAGUCAACUGUUGCUUUUCUCAAGUAUUUAUAUUCUUUUUAUCUUUCCAGGUUUGCUGUAGGAAUGUUGUUUCGUGGAUUAAACACGAGCCUCAUUCAGCUGCUAAGUAAUUUCUACGCUAACUUCGCUGUUCGUGAACUUGUAAAUCUUUUUGGUUAUGCUGUUUUUCUUGUCUUCGUUACUUGGUAAGUAUUGCCAGUCCUUUUUCCAUCUCGUUUGUUACAUUUAUUAUUAUCAUUAUCAAUAUCAUCAUCAUUAUCAUUAUCAUUAUUUAUAUUAUCAUAAUCUUUAUCAUUUUCAUUGUUAUUCUUUAGUUAUUUACUCGUUGCGGCCGAAACAAGCUAUUAGAGAGCUUUAGAUGCUGAGACGAGGACGACUGCGAGUACGAGAUUUUCUCAAUGCUGAGUAUUGCUCACGCGUGAACCAGCAUCAUUUUGGCGGGAAAACGUGAUAGCCGUCGUGAUUCUACUACGAGUUUUACCGAGAAUGUCGCUCUAACGGAAACAAGUUAUAAAGUGUUAAAUGUUUUAUCAUUUUGCGGCCUGGAGAUAUGAUGGCUUAAGCUACUUCAGUAAAGAUAACAGUGCUAAUUUUUUGGUGAAAAAGAAGUGCAAGGAAGCUUUCAAGGGUGUCUAUAAUUUGAGAAUACGCAAGAAAACUUUAGGUCAAAUCUCGUACUCGUAGUCGUUCUCGUCCUAGAAUCUAAAGGUCUCUAUUGUACCACUGAAGGGUCAGGCAGUAAGACAAAAGGCACAGGAUAACCAGUUCGUUAAGGAAUUAUGUGUAGGUUUUAAAAAGAGUGAUUGAAAGAAAUGUGCGCCUGUCACCCUUGGAAACGUCCUAAAAAUGUAUUAUUGGGAGACGAAGAAUGGCAAUUUUUGUGGACUUGAUAGCAUUUUCUUUGUAAAAAAGAAAAUACAGUCGAACCUCCCGUAAGUGACCAUCCAAAAUGCAAUGGCUUGGUGGUCGCUUAUGAGAGUCGGACCGCAAGGGCAAAAUUUUUAAGUCGACCUGGAGUGGAAUAUUUAUUCCACAAAAAUAAUGAAAGUGUACUUUCCCCUGCCAAUUACUGGUAGUUUUAUUCACAAAAUCAUUAGCUAUUCUAUGUGACAGUUCAUUUACGGAAGUGCACUUAAUUAGAUAACGCGCGCUAUAAAUUUGUGGAUAAAAAAUUGUACUUAAAUAAAGUGUACGUGACUUCUUGUACAGAAAUGUCCCUAAAACGUCUGAAGAACAAAAACGUUACUUCUUAAACUGAACCCUGAAAAUCUGAGUCUUUUUCCCAAGAGUUAUGGUUAGUAUUGUAGUUAUAAUAUAAUAUAAUAAUGUAAUUAUAAUAUUGUAGUUAAACCCCUUGAAUUAGUCACCAGUGCCAAAUUGCUAGGCGUGACCAUUAGCCACGAUUUAAAGUGGAACAUGCAGACCUCUGAACUAAUUAGAAAAUGUUCCUCUCGUCUCUACUUUUUACGUCAACUCAAGAGAUCCGGAGUGGCACCAAGUGAACUGGUGCAAUUCUAUGUGACAUGUAUUAGGCCCGUCCUGGAAUACGCAAGUCCUGUAUUCCAUCGUUCUCUACCAAACUGCAUCAGUGAAGAUUUGGAACGGAUCCAAAGAAGGGCAUUCAGAAUCAUCUAUCCUGACCUGUCAUAUAGUGUAGCACUAGAAACAGUUGGCCUACCGAAACUUCAUGAGAGGAGAGAAAAGAUUUCAAUUGAUCUGUUUGACGAGAUCGUCUAUAACCCCACCCACAGUCUCCAUAGCCUCCUCCCCCAAAGGAAGAGUUGUAAAUAUGCACUGAGACGCAAAAGUGAUUUCACUCUCCCCCUAUGUAAAACCGAGCGUUUGAAGAAAAGUUUUAUUUUUAGCCAUGUCUAUAAGACGUAGAUAAUUUUCUUAUUUUCUCUUUCUUAUCAUCAGUAUUUGUAAAUAUCCCGUAAUUCAGCCUAUGGCUGCAAUGGUGUUUAUAAUAAAGUAUCUAUCUAUCUAUAGAUCGAACUAAUAAACACAGUAAUAGAUGUGUAGACAAUAGUGGAAGCCAAAGAACAGGGUGAAAGAAUAUAUUCCUUUUUGUCCAUUUUAACAAUGUACUUCACUGUUUAGUAAGACCAUGUGUCAAGUGGUCGCUUACUGGAGGUUGAAAACAAUAGAAAAUUCUAAAACUGUCAGCCCAAAAAGUGGUCGCGGUCGCUUACAGGAGGUGGUCGUUUACGAGAGGUUUCAGUGUAAGUCUUUGACUGAGAACAUUUGGGAGGUGGUCGCACAUGGAGGUUCGACUGUACGUUCAAAAAGGACAGACGGGUUUAAAACCUUCCUGCUGGGCUAUUUGCCUCUUUAGACAGCAAGGUGUUUCACUUUUAUAUUUUGCUUUAUUUUGCAGGUUUGAUCGUCGUGUGUGUACCGUCAUCUCCAUGAUUCUAGCAGGCGUCUUCUGUUUGAUAUUUUCCGUUGCCUCCGUUGCAUUUUUAAAAGCAGGUAUUGAUUAUGUUAGUGCCAAGUGUUGACUUUAACCCUCGGACGUACAAGCAAAGUCAUACCCCCACCGUGGUACAAGGGGGGGCGUGGAUGGAACCCCUCCCCGGAGUUUUUGAUAUGUUGCAGUAUUUUGAAACGAUUUAACGUUUAGUGGAAAGCCUUUGAUCUUCUUAACAAGAUGAGGUAUAUUUUUUGGGUGGUGACGCUGCUGGAGGCCUGUGACGUCACCAACAAUGGUCGCCAUCUUGGCCGCUAUCUUGGAUUUUACCAAGAAUUAGAAAUCAGGUUAAAACCGCGAGAAGUGGUAAUUUUUUGCGCUUUACAUGAAAAAUAACACAUAAAUAAACACUUUGCAUGAUUUUAGCCACACGAUUUACUUUCAUUGUUGAAAAAAGUUGAAAAAACAUGUACUUUCACUCAAAAAUGGCUUGACCACCUGCUACUUAUGACGUCAUAUCUCGUAACCAUAGAAACGGACCAUCACUAAACUUGUCUCAAAAUGCGCGCGAGGGAUGAACGAACGGCUACUGAAAACGUCAGAUGCUGAUAUUUUAUCCUCUAGGAAAAAUCUCAUAAAACGAACGAGGGUUAAGUAGUUUCGAUCUCUCUCCUAAUUGCACUUUGAAUGAAAUUUAAAACUAUAGUCGAACCUCUCCUCGACGGCCAACUUCGUGGCAGAGGUAGUGGCCACUGUGGAGAGUUUUAAACGACAGUGAAGAGGUAUAAGUAUUAGAAACAAGAGAGGAACCGGAGCCAAAAUGCUCCUUGCAGUUGUUUUCUGGGGUCGUUACCGGGGGGCGCCGGUCAGCUAUUGGCCAAUUUUUUCCCUUUCGUUAGUAACAGUCCAGACGUCUGCGGAAGUUAACUUGGUCCAGUUUUUUAUUUCGACAACAGAGGAGAGGGCCCAUGCAUACCUUAAAACCGAGCUGACCAAUGACCAGUAGGAAUCAAAGAAAGACUAUCGUCAACUCGUGGGAACGUUGUUUAGCAAAUAAUCAAAUGGUUAUCAACUCUGGUUUUCCCACAGUAAAUUGUAGGAAAUGAUAGAAAUUCAGAUUGUUUAUCCAUGUACAAUAUAUUUAAUGUACUAUCUUUGCUCUGGAAACACAAUACUUUUCUUUUUGUUUAUUGCACUUUAUUUAAUAACAUUUAUUUAGGUAUAUAUUUAUAGAAGAACAACAAAACAAAUAAGCAAACAAAACAAGUCUGAGCAGCGAACGCCCAACGAUGCACUCUCUCAGCGAAGAAUUUGAUCCCACCGAACUUCGGAGAGCGCAUGCUUCUUCGGAAACGAUAGAUCUUCGCACUCUCGAGUUCGGACCCGAUUAAUUACGAAGUCCGUCUACUACGAGUGAGCGAGUGACUCAUUUGCAUAUCUCUGUCCCUGCAAUAACUCGUGGUACGCUCACGCGUCCCCACGAGUUAAAAAGGGCAAAUUUAGCGCCGAAAGUCGGAUUCGGUCCUUUCCGCGCGCUUUCUUGCUCUGUGUUAACGUUGCAUUGUCUUGGCUUAAUCUGCCUAUUUAUCCGCCGGAACGAAACACAAAAGCCGUUGUGGAGAGCUGUUCGUUUAGUAGAGCUGCCACUGUUUAUGGUGGCAGUUAAAAUAAAUUUUCUCUGAAUAAGCUUUUUACACAGCUGCCUUACUGUUUUUAACAGCGUAGUGCAAUAGCUGUCAUCUUUUACUACCAUUGGAACGCAAAGGCGGAGAAAUAGGCUUUGUUGCACAAGGGAACUUUCAAAAACUUCUCUUCUAAAGGCCCGUUUACACAGACUCUGUUUUCUUACUAUUCUUGAUGCGAUUGUAAUUGCCCGUGUAACCUAGCGGCGAUUUUAUGGUGAUUUCAUGGGGAUUUAUCGCUGCCAAAUCGCCGUUGUUUCGAACCUCAAAUUUUUCAUGCCAUUUGGUGGCGAUCAUGCGGUGAAGAAACCUACAUUAGAGGACCCUCAGGGUGUUUCGUUUAAAUGGCGUGCGCCCUACAUUACAGCACUGCACAAGGAUCGGCAGCCUCGUCUACAAGUCAGUACAUGCUAGAGUGAGCCGAACGGGAUAGCCAAUUCUCCCAACAAGCUUGAUAGCUGAAGGCACAUCGAUCCGAAAUCGCCGAGGACGACAGGGGACGAGGCUGAAAGAUCAGUAAAUCCGGUAAAUCGAAAAAAAAAGAUCGCCACCAGUACUCUCCGGAGAUCUGAAAAUGCGUCUGUGUAAGUAGACUAUAGUAAGGGGGUUGGUGUCGUACUAAGGUGGCCGCAAGAAAAUAAGUGACAGUGUGCCCUCCCUUAUGACCUAUCCUGUGUGUGCAGACCCCCCUCCCCAGUGCCCUCAGCAAAAACCAAUUUUUCCUGAGGGGAAGGGGGGUCUAUACACAGGCUUUUUCUGACCAUAUGUUGUUUCAUUCUCGAUUAUCUAUAUUCUGCUUCACAGCCGUUCUUUGAGUCGUCGCGCAACGAUCGAAAUAAAGAACGGGUGUGAAGCGACUAGAUUAGGGACCUUAAGAUCCGACGACGGCGACGGCGGCGGCGAGAACGUCAAAAAAGCAAUAGGUUUAAUUACCAAAACAACAAUUUUGCACGUGCAUCACGCUCUUUUGUACAUUCCUUUGCCGUCACUGCACGACUACGACCUGAAAAUGCCCAAUUUCACGUUGUACAGAGGACGUACAUAAGCGACGACGAAAUUUCCUCUCUCUAUCCGUGAACUUGGAUAUGGUUCUUAGGAAUUCAAGGUUAGGGGAUCCACCUGCAUUUGACAAAGUUAGUGACCUGGAGUAAUCGCGAUGAAGAUUAACAGAACGGGAAUUUACUUUUUCGGCGACGUUUUCACUGCCGUCGCCGUCCUCGGAUCUAAACGUCCCUAUUAACUCCAGUUUCACCCCACUUUAGAGCAUGGCACCGUCGUAGCUGUUAUUCAACUCAUCGGCCGGCUAUGUGUAAUGGUGUCCCUCUCUUCACUCAGUUUGUAUUCCAUUGAACUCUUUCCAACGGUGGUCAGGUAAUUACUGUAUUUUGUUUUAAACAAUUCACUGUAAAAAGUAAGGGUUGCGUCGUGGUUAGAGCACUCUACAGUUCCCCACCAAUGUGUUCUGGAUAUUCAUAGUUCCAAGGCGACGGUUUGUGUGAUAUCUUAACGAUUUUACCGACCUAAUACCGGGAUGUAAAUGUAAAUGUAAAUAGUUUUGUGAGCCUGAGAAUAAAGCCGCCUAUCAUCAAGGAAAGUUUUGCCAAAGAGACGUCGGCGUUGUGGCCCAAAGAAUUCCUUACUGACGACGUACUUCUGUCCAAAAUCUGGUCAGGAGCUCUGAUUGGUUGACGUAGUAGUUUUACUCAUUCAGCUGUUCUUUGCAAAUUACAGACAAAAACCAAAUGGUCACAACGAUCAAGUUUACAGCGCGCCGAGCUACCAAGACACAGUUAUUUCCUUAGGCUUCACCAAAUUCGUAGCAGAAAUUUUACAAAAAUAUCGAGAGAUAGAAAAAAAGACUUGGCCAAAUUUACAUCUGGAACCCCACUUCUUCAAGAUUGAAAAUGUAAACAUUGAUUUACCUCAGUAUGGAAUUUUUUGAAGCCGAAACGCAGACGUCUCUCUCGCGAUUGAUCCCAGCGACGGGGAGCGAUGAGAGGAGGCUGUAUCAGCAGGCUAUUUUUGUUGUUGUUGUUGUUGUUGUUGUUGUUUGGCUAUCACAUUCUACUCCUCGCAUUGAGUGGUUUAAUCCAUGCUCCAUUUUUCCCUCACCUCAAGAAGAAAUUGAUCUAGAUCAAGCAAACACGCGUUAGACUAUUGUAGUUCUCAGGAGUUUUUGUGGACAACCCAAUUAUUGUUGAAAAAUAUUAUACAUAGAUGCGGUGUAUCAGUGUUAUAAUGUAUCAGUGAAUAUACUCAUAAAGUAAAGACAAAGAUAGGCUACAAAAUUCAACAGGAAAUUUUCACAUUCACGUCAUGUUCCUACAACAAUUCAAUUUUACUUUCUUAAUUAAAUGUAGUAAUUCCAGUGAGGUUUUAAUUCUUCCACCAGUCCCCCCCAAAAAUCCUGAAGCAUGUUGGUACUGAGUUCUAGUAGAAUGACAUCAUGGUCACUUAUGGCCUAUCGCUUGUUUUGUAGGUGUUCCGCAAUGGGACUGGCGACGAGUUUUGCAUACGUCGGAGCAGGCUUGGCUCCGCUGAUCAUGACGAUUGAACGGUUGCCUCAUCCAGUACUGCCGCUGGGCAUCAUGGCAUGCCUGUGUUUGACCACAGGACUCUUGUGUCAUUUUCUUCUUCCCAAGACCAAAGGCUCUACAGCGGAAACAUUUGAAGAUGGCUCGGAGUUGUCACGAUUCAAGAGUUGGAGUCCAAAGACUUACAGAAAAAUAGCUAAAACUAGCGAAUCGGGGGCUCAUAGUUUAGAAAUGGUUGAAAACAAUGUUACUGAUGAAGACAACGAUGAGUUUGCGGUGAGAUUUCUUUACACGCGAACGCUUUAAAUAGAUCUGAUAGUUGUUUUCGCUAGCACACGUGUGAAGCAACGCCUUAUCGCUUCCGCCAUGAAGGACAUUUCGCUGUCUCUUUUACGAGGGAUCUUCCUUAGUUGUGACCGCGUGAAAGUGGCCACACGACCGAUGAAUAAUAUGCUGGCUUCCUUUACGAGGAGUUUUAAGCAAACUCGACCGAAGAAUGCCCAAGGGUUUAGUUGCCGGAAAGCGCGUCUCUGUAAUAUUUAUUACGUUUACAAUUUGGUACAUUUAUCAGUCUUCCUUUCAGGAAGCAAACAAUAUCAAACCAUGAAAUGUAAGAGCAUGAAAGUUUUCUGUUAGCAAGCCGUUCUACCUUCCGUUGAAUUCAGCUCCGGAAUGGUUAAUCUCGAUAAUGGGUCAACAUGAGAAGAGUUUGAAAGAACAUAAAUUAAGUUUGCAGUUCUUUUGUGAAUUCUCUAACUGUAACGUAAACCAACUUUCGCUUUUUUUUCAGGACCUUCGUCAAAGCUGGGAAGUUUCGUUUGAUAGAGUUUCUCGCGCAUCACAAUGGGAGGUGAGUAUCUUCUGGUGCGAGUGGCGAUGCAUCUUUAGCUAAUUGUGUGCCCGGAAACAGGUCAUUUCGCCUACAAUUCUUAAGGUAACUGAUGGACCUUAGAUGUGUAGGCGAAACAACUAAGAGAUAGUAGACGAAUCGACCUCAGUGUAGGCGAAACGACCGACAUUCGUGUACCCCAGUACCCUGGGCCGAGUUGUUCGAAGCUGGGUUAAGAUAACCCAGGGUUAUUGCGAGAUUUGAACUCAGAUUUGAAAGCUUAAAAAGUAUUUUAGUUUUAAUUCUUUUUGUCUGCAAGUUGAUGAUUGGAAGCUCUAAAAAUAACAGAGAAAAUUAUCUGAGAAAAUGCUUUUGAACACAAGAAAAAGAAAUCAGAGUUAAUUUUAACCCUAGGUUAAGCGCUAAUCGGCCUUCGAACAACUGGGCCCUGGGUGCCAGAGUCGGCCUAUGGUCGAGGAUGCUCCUCGCCGCAAGCGAGAAAAACCCUCUAUUACCCAAGGAAUUAAUGACCGAUGAUGAUUUGUUUUUAAUUACUCCUUUUAACAGAUGCUGACUUACGAAGAUGCUAAAAGGAGGUAAGUUAAAUUAGAGAAGCGAAACGGUAGUUUUAUUACGGUGGCCGAGUGCCACAGCUUCACAAUAUAAAACAAGGCUGUCUCUUCAAGUAAUAAGCCUAUGGUUUUAAAAUUCAUUUGAUCUCGUCUUCAGAAAUGCGCCUUCCGCGUAGAGAACCGCCUUCUCCGUAGAAAUGAGCCUCCUUCAGAGAAACACACUUUUUCCGUGGAACUAUAAAACCUCCAUAGUAGAAAUGAGGGUUUCCUGAAGAAAUGAACCUCCUCCGUUAGAAAUAAGUCCUUAACUCCUGUACCCCAACUCGCCCAACCAGUAAUUUCAACGCUACAACUAUUUUAUUAAAAUAGGGCGAGGAUUUGGAGAACAGGGAGGCACAUCCCCACUAAGAACUCCCAGGGAUACCCCUCGGGGGCUAUCCCUUCGUCGGAGUUAAACCUGUUGUCUCAUCACAAUCAAUCAAUCAAUCAAUCAAUCAAUAAUUUAUUUACCCACGUUAACGUCAAAGCGCACAAGUGCUCGUUCAAAAUACGAACGUGCAAAUAUCAAAGACCUUCAAGUUCGUCGAAAAUAUUUAACUACUAAUCUUCUUUUCAACAGUGUGCGAUAUGUCAUAAAUCACUGUCUCCUUUUUGAUAUAAUGCUUUUUCAUAAUUCUCUCUUUUGCCCUGUAGGUCGGCUUGCUCAAGUACAGUAGAACAGUCACUCGACGAAUUAUCCCAUCUUUUAACAGAGGAAGAUAUUGAUAAGGUAUCAAUCAUUUACGACUUUUACAUAUUUUGAGCAAUAACAAUUUGCCGUCUGUUCUCUUUGGAUAGACUAUUUGUUUUGCAGUGUGGUCUGAAUCGCUGUAUUCUCCUUCUCGUGUGGUAAUACAUGGUGGACUGUCAUGUUCUGAACUAUAUAAUAAAAGCUUAUGUUCUCUGGGAUUUCGUUCAGUUUUACUUGGAACAUACCUGCCCAUUUGAGGUGGGUUACAAACGAGUUGCCCUCGUUUGUAACGAGGGUGCCAAUUCCACAACCCUUGACAGAUGGGAUAUGGUUACUACUUUGCUAUGUUACUUUCUUUAAUUGUUAUUUUACAUAUCACAGUUCAAGUGUUACGAGACGGGGCCUACAAUUUUCCUUCUUCAUCUGAGAAGACUAUAAAUUUUAACUAAUUGCAAAACCAGAGCGAAGGCAGCGCAUUUUCCUCAGUUAUCUCAAUUGCGACCCUUGAGGCAGGUGCGGCCGAGAACGCGGGCUUAUCUCGCCCUAGUUGCUCAAAAGGUGGAUAGUGCUGUGCAUCGAAUAAAUUACUAUCCAUUGGUAAGGGACCGGUAAUUAUUUAUCGCCUGGGGGGGAGAAUUUUAGGGGGGAUCACUUGAUUUUUGGUAGAAAAAAAAGGGAAAUCAGUCGUAACUGAGAACCCAAAAGGGGGGAUCGCUAAAAACUUUGGAAAGACUCAGAGGGGAGACCACUCAAAUCUGCUUGGAAAAUUAAGACAUUGGAGGGGGGAUCGCAAAAGUUAUCAAAAGUUGUUAGGGGGGAUCACUUUAGUGAAGUAGCAUUCAAAGGGGGGAUCGGCUGAAUUUCAUCUUGUUCAGCGCAAAAUCCCCCCCCCCCCCCCCAGGCGAUAAAUAGUGACCGGCCCUUUAGCGCAAUUGGAUUUCAAAAUACCUAUCCACUGAGAGAAUGCGGGCUUAUCUCGCCCUAGUUGUUCAAAAGGUGGAUCGUGCUGUACAUCGAACAAAUUACUAUCCAGUGGUUAGCGCAAUUGGAUUUCAAAAUGCCUAUCUGGUGGAUAGCGCUAUCUGGCCUGUUCUAGGCGUUUAGAUAGUGGAGUGCGGCGUGAAGGAGUCAAAGAGUAGGGGAAAAUAAGGAGGAUGAGACGGGGGUAGGAGUGAACUCCUUCACUCUUACCCCCUGCGCUACCCCUUCGCUGUUUAUCCUGCUAACAUCUUUUUGCGUCGUUCACACAAUCUGAACUGGAACAGACUGAGCGCUAUCAAACGUUUGAAUAACAGGAGCCAAAUUUCUGCUUGCAAGUCCGCACAUGUCUUACCUUCUUUUAAUCAUUUUCUUUUAGCUUUCACGGCAUGUCCCAUCAUCCACCUGGAUACUGGUCUAUAGUACAAAUCAACAUGGUAUGAGCCUGAAUAUGCUCUAUCACAGGCUGAGAGACUUGGAAACUCCUGUCCUUUUGGUAGUAAAGGAUCAAGAGGGAUUUGUAAGUGAGCUCUAUUUAUAUAGUGUCAUUUGGAACCGAUUUUCGUGUUAAUCAUAACUAUAACAAAUUCUCAAAUCUGAUUGGCUAUCAACUGACAGUGUAACAGAACAGUGUGCGUGAUGCCUUAGUAAUUGGACAGUACGCGCCAUCGCGCGCACACUUAAAUAGCUUUUUUUUCACUGCUGGGCAUAAACUCUCGGAAUUUACUGUAUUUUAAUUUUUAAAAAAGCCUAAUUAAAAUAUCACAAAUUUUGUUGUAGCUAUGAUUAAUUGGUAAAAGAACUUCGAGUCGUCCAAUUCGAUCUGUAAUGAUACUCGUGAUUAAACAAAUCGGACUACCGCGUAAAUCACUGAUAUGAGAUACAGAACGAAUUAGACUCCAUUUAGUCCUGUUACCUUUAUUAAUUAAUAUCAAGAGAGGAUAAAGGGGACAGAGAAGGCAUCCUCCGUACACACCCUAUUCCAUAGGUAAAUCGUCUCGAGUUAUUUUUAAGACCACAGAUCCCAAGGGGGAUUAAACAACAGCCAAUCACGUAGCGCGAAUGUGUUCCGCGUGGAUGACCCACGCUCUGAGCCAAGCGUCCUUCACGAAUUGAGGAAGAAAAAAAUGGCGGAAGACGCGGAGAGCGAUAUUGCUAUUCGUUUUGUCGACGAAAACGACUAAAGAGAGAUUUCUGCUAAAGCUCUGUCAACGAAACGGAAAUUUAAAAAAAACCUCCUUCCUCUCUGCUAACAGUACAGCAGGGAAAUCCUUAACAUACUGAAUAUUCUCUCAGGAUCAUUUAUAAUUUACAGUUUGAAGAGAGCAAUUUCUGGUUUGAUAUUUAUUGUUUCAUUAGUCUUUUAUUAUUCAACAAAAAUAACACUUAGUGUCCUAUAAUAAUAAUAAUGAUAAUGAUAAUAAUAAUUUAAUAACUUCUAGAGCGCUAUUUACAUUCACUGAUCAACAGCGCUUAACAACUUAAAAAAACUAUAAUAAAAUUCAAAUUUGUAAAACUAGUUACAUGUACAUGAAUAUUACUUGCUACUUGCUUUAUUGUACAAACGACCGGUUUGAAUAGACCGGCGAAAUUUCUCAUUUUGUUUAAGCACUGAGGUUACGAUAACUUCGAGUUGAACUGAUUUCACGGGUUGUCAAAGAGUCGAGCAAUUCCCUUUUCCCAGGUGAGCGCCGACUCAUUUCGCUUCAAUAUUCAGAAAUGCUCUCAACCUCUUUACGCUUUCAUUGCCUUUCGCCCGACAUGUUUUGCACGUUUAGUCAUGCGAAACCUCCACGAAACAUCCACGCAGCGCGCGAGGUAACUUUAUCCCGAUUCUAAAAAUAACUCGAGACGAAUUAUCUAUGGAAUAGGGUAUGUAUGGCGGAUGCCUUCUCUGUCCCCUUUAUCCUCUCUUGUUAAUAUACAAUAGCAUUUAGGAGUUUUUUUCCAUCACUCUUUCCGAAUUUCCAAUACUUUUUCUUUCUGUUGGUCUUUUAGUACACUUCGUUCGAAUUUUUUAAAGAAAGUUAACGAUAAAAAACGUUGCAUUACACGUCAUCAUUGGAAUUUGCCGAUCGAAAUCACUUUCUCAAGCUAUAUUAUACAAGAGGAGAUUUCUCCGGAUUCAUAAAUGUGUCCGGACUUAUUACAUUUAGCAAUAGGGUAUUCGGACUCGUAGGCGUUUACACACAUCAGCCAAUCGGAGAACAUUAAUUCGUACUGUUCACUUUAGCUUGCGGAUUCAUAUUUCUGGACACGCGACCAAACCGGGAUGUUUUUAUUUCGAAUUCAGGCAGUCAAGCUAGCGUAGACCUAGCCUCAAGCUUUAUGCGUGUAUCCCUGACCUAUUUGACGAAAUCGCUCUUAUAUCAUUCAUCGCCUUCUUCGAACGAUUUCUGCCUCCUGCACAAAACAUACACUACAGGUAACUUUCCACAAAAGUGAUAAGGUCGCAAGAGAUACAGAUAUUGUGUCCCUCCACCGCACACAUACAAGGUUAAUUUGCGUCGUCUAUAUAACCUUUCUAGUGUCAUACAUUUUGAAAGUGAAAUCCAAUUCUUUUUGUUAACAUUUGUUUAUUAGGUGUUUGGUGUAUUUUCUCCAAUUUCUCCUCGGAUGGACACUAGUUUCUGUAGGUUUGGAAAAUCAUAUUUCUUCACCUGUAGACCACAGUUCAAGGUAAGCUUAGCGAUAAGAUCGAAAACUAAAUAUAUUGUUUAGUGUUUCAUCUGGCGGACGACCAUCCCUUUCUACCAGCGUCGUUUCUGCACCUACACACGAGACCAUUUAGAAGUUUUUCAGUUUAUCCAAGCAGUAUACAGGACGCAUGUCAAUAAAUCUACUGACCGACUCAGCUCUCAAACGACUUCUCCCAUAAAGUAAAUUUGUGGUAUGGUUUUUGAGGGCUCAGACAUUUUCCUUGUCCCAUUCCUUGUCCCAAUUGCUCUUUUUUCCUGCAUCACUGUAACUCUUUAAAAACACGCGAUAUUUAUUAGCUUCAAGACAGUCUCGAAUUCUGGAUAUCGGUUUCUUUGUAAAUGGAACUUGGAUUCCGGAUUCCAAUGGUUAGCGCGAUUCCGGUUUCCUUGAGCUGUAAUUUCGGAUUCCAAAACCCAGGAUUCCAAAUUCCACCAGAUAAAAUUCCCGAAUUCCGGAUUGCAGAAGCAAACAUUUCGCGGAUUCCGGAAUCCGGAUUCCCUUGCCUGGUAAAAGUUAUGUUCAUUAUCGGAGCCCAAGUAGUCUUACCCUAGGUUCCAGAGGAUAUUUUUUUCUUAUCGAUACAAAUGUUUCGCGGCGAUGCCGCGUCAACAAGGCGCGAAGCGCCGAGAGACGUCAACGAGCGCCGAAAGAAACAAAGUCCUCUCGGGAGCUCUAUCAAACCAUAAGCACGGUUUAUUUCAUCCUAGGUAUUUUAAGGUGACUCGAGCCAGUUAUUUUGUGAGGGUACCAUCCUACUUUGAAGUUCUCUGGUAUCCCCACCUUUACUUUGAUCUUAAGUCUAACAUAUAGCAUGGAUAACACAUAGAUCAAUGUACAAUAUAACAUAAAAUUUUUGGCGAUCGGAGUAAAUGUCACGUGGUUAUAGUGCCACGCCUCUCUGGUGUCUGAGUCGAAAUUCUGCUGUUGCCGGCAUUUUUUCGAGAAAAUCUCUCGACUACAUAUAGUUCGCAUCAGUGCCUUGCGUGAAAUUCAGCGGUUUCCAAAUUUAGGUCAUAAUUUAUGUGAAAAUGAUGAGCGAACUUUACACGAUUAUAUCUAAUAAACUAUGAGAUUUAACCCUUUAUUUUGUGGAUCUUUAUAACAGAUGGGUCCUUGCAAGUCAGCAAAAAGCUUUAGGGACUUGUAAAUGCGCGCGAUUUGGAGCAAUGCAAUCAUAUAGAAUUAUAGUUUUAGCUAUUUGUUGACGUUUGUCAGCGUUUAAGAGUGCUUCUCACGAAAAAAUCAUUUUCUUAAAAAUUCGUAGUUUUUUUUCCUUCAGAUUUUUUCAGGGCCACAAUUGAUUAACUAACUACCAGGAUUCUGAAUUACAUGGCGAUUGAAAAAACUGUGACAUUAUCUUCUAUAAUUCCAAACUUGAGUAAACAUUGAAGAUUUUUAGCGUUUUGACUGAGUUUGUCCUUUGGGAGUUUUCUAUUGUUUCUAUUCUGUCAUGAUACAACAUUCUUGUUCAGCACGCGUGCAAUGACCGCGCUUGGCUGACUUCCGAGUGCUCACCGAGAUAUGAUAAUUCAGUAUAAGAAAAUAGAAGGGAUUCCCGUCGCGUAACGUCUCCAGCCAGCUGAGUAUAUACGUCAUGCCGUCAUGCAGUUAAUCAAUUGUGGCCCUGAAAAAAUUUGAAGGAAAAAAAACUACGAAUUUUUAAGAAAAUGCUUUUUUCGUGAGAAGCACCCUUAAAUGCUGACAAACGUCAACAAACAGCUAAAACUAUAAUUUCUAUAUGUUUUCAUUGCUCGAAAUCGCGUGCAUUUACAAGUCCCUAAAGUUUUUUGCUGACUUGCAAGGACCCAUCCGUUAUAAAGAUCCCCAAAAUAAAGGGAUAAAUCUCAUAGUUUAUUAGAUAUAAUCGUUUAAAGUUUACUUAUCAUUUUCACAUAAAUUACGACCUAAAUUUGGAAACCGCUGAAUUUCUCGCAUUGGGUCUUUGCGAUUUUGGUGAAACUCUGUUCAACGCAAGGCACUAAUGCGAACUAUAAGUAGCCGAGAGAUUUUCACGAAAAAAUGCCGGCAACAGCAGAAUUUCGACUCAGACACCAAAGAGGCGUGGCACUAUAACCACGUGACCUUUACUCCGAUCGCCAAACAUUUUAUGCUAUAUUGUAGAUUAAUCUAUAUGUUAUCCAUGCUAUAUGUUAGACUUACGAUCAAAGUAAAGGUGGGGAUACUAGAGAGCGUCAAAGUAGGAUGGUACCCUCACAAAAUAACUGGGUCGAGUCACCUUAAGAACGGACUUCUGGAGGCACAAUAACGUAGUCUCACAAUAUCACAUGUAAUUAGAGAUACAGGUAUCUACAUUGGCUUGGUUCUUUUUGUAGAUUUAUCCAUGCCGUGGAAGAAAUUCUUACUACAUGACGGGAGAUGCAAAUGGACUUGCCUUCGGAAGCAGUGAGUAAGUGCUUUUCUUUUCACUGUUUUUAUAUUUAAUGGCACUCUUCCCUUCCGGAUGUUGACAAACAAUACGUAUACUAUACUAUUUUGUUUAUGAAUUUAAUAAUGAUUUGUAAAAUACAUCAAUGAAAUAAAACUUAUUUAAAUCGACAAAGCAAUGAUCUUCAGUCUAUCUCUAGUUGAGUUAUGUGUUGCUCAACCGAGUCGUUCCAAGGGCACGGGUAGGAACGAACCCUGGGAACGAGGUUGUGUGUUGAUGAGUUCAUGUCUUUUAUAUUAAAACCCUUAUUCGAUUGACUAUUUUCAUUUUUUUUGUGUCUAACUGCCUAAACCUCAACCCGCCUUUGUUCUUUGGGCCUUUAAGUUGGUCCAAAACUGCCCACAUUGCUAAAUGCAACAUUUGGAUCUGUCUUUUGAUUUUAUAACAGCUUUACAUGACUUCGAAGGACUUUUAGGACCAACAGCCUGUUCUAUUAUGUUGUGUUAUGUUAGAAAAAAUAUGAUGGGUCUGUUCACGCGACGAAGUACCAAGAACGCUUUUCAAAAGUCAGAACUGGCCGACCAGAUGUCUGAGUAAUUGAAACGUAAAGCAUAAGUCUUUUCUCGAAAUUUUUUCUGUAAUCAUACGAGUGAUUAACAAAAUCGCGGGAGUCCGAUUUGUUUAAUCAAGGGUAUGAUUACAUACCGAAUUGGACGAUACAAAUCGAAGUUCUGUUACAAAUUUAUCAUAAUCAUUACAAUUUUCGAGAAAACAAAUGCAUUUUGUUUUUGUGAAAGAGCUUUUAAUACCAAUUAUCCAAAAUUAGGGAAAAUAUCAAAGAGACAUUGUGUAAUGUUACAAAUUCGUCCAUUUUUGCUUUGGUUAUUGUGAUAAAUUCUGCCAUUAAAGGUGUCCGAUUACAGUCAACUGUCCGAUUACAACCCUACACAAUGAUUGAUGAAAAAUAAAGCCGUCAACGCACCAAUCAAAUUUGAGGAAAUUGUAACGGUUAUGAUUAAUAAUGGAAUUCUCUUUUUGAUCGGGCUUCUCUAGUCAGCCAAACCUUACAAAUAGUAAGCGCCCCUAGUAUGCUGACGCGAGGACAUAAAGAACGGAUGCGUUGAAGACUAUGAAGUACCUUGAUCACUAUUAAAUGUUUGUUAAUUUUCAGAGGGAAAUUUGGGCUUUGGUUAGACAGUGAUCUGUAUCAUGGUAGAAGCACUGCCUGCGAAACUUAUGACAGCGAGAUGCUUUCCGCCACCGAGGAUUUCAUUUGUCUUGGCGUUGAAGUCUGGACUUUUGGCUAG